UUUAACACUAGUUCAUAGCAAAAUAGGUAUAAUAUUAUUACCAAUAAAUAUUUUAUAACAUUUCUCGUAAAAUCUAACCAUGGAUGGGCCUGGGCGAGGAUUUCGUGGCGGAGGACGUGGUGGUCCGCCAGGAGGCCCUAAUCAACGCGGCCGGGGUGGCUUCGAUAUGCGUGGACGCGGUGGCGGAAUGAGAGGACGCGGCGGGCCUAUGGGCGGACCGCCGCGGGGCGGUCCGGCUAUGCGCGGAGGACCGCGUGGUUUCCGCGGCGGGCCGAUGCGCGGCGGCGGCGGUGAUAGAGGAGGCCGCAAUUUCUCUUCUGGACCCCAGGGGCCAGGCCCUCAUCCUGUGCCUACUAUUGAGACCAGAGGGGCUCCUCCACAAAGAGGAGGAUUUAACAGAGGUGGACCGGGCGGCAUGAGAGGAAGAGGUGGCAGAGGCCGUGGUGAUUUUGGCCCGCGCAAUGAUCGUGGCGGUGGCAGAGGUGGAAUGGGCAUGAGAGGAGGACGUGGAGGUAGAGGACAUGGCCCAGGCGGCCCACCUGGUGGGCCAGGAGGUCCAGGACCUCACGGGCCUGGAGCAGCUCCUGGAGGCCCGCCCAUGCAGCAGCGAUCAGCUCCAGCACCACAUCAGGCUCCUGGAGGCCCACCACAAGGCCAACCGCAGGGAGGUGCACCUUUCAAAAGGGGCGCAGGCCCACCACAUGGAGGCCCGGGAGGACCCCCGAAACGUGGAAGAUUCGACGGGCCACGUGGAGGCGGUGGCCGCCCCGCUCCACAAGGUGGUUAUCAACAAGCACCAUCUCAUAAUGCUCCACCUUCCAAUGGAUAUGGACCCCCAUCGCAUACGGGAUACCAACCUUACGAACAGCCUCCUGCAGACCCUUACGCUCAACAAUCCUACAAUGCACCCAGUUCAUAUCAGAGUAACAGCUACUCUUCACCAGCAGCAGCGCAGCCCAACCCUGGGUAUAGUUCAGGAAGUUAUGGAACAAACUAUGGGUAUACCACAGGCCAGGGAGGCUAUGAUGAUGGCUAUGGGGGCGGUAAUGCAGGAGGCGCGGGCGACGCGGGCUAUGGCGCCGCCGAGGCCGCUUACGGCGGAGGCCCUGCCCCCGCGUACGACUCAUACUCCCAACCCGCUUACAAUUCUUACCAGCAGCCACAGCCGCAUUAUGACAACAACUAUGGAAGUUGGUGAACUCUUUGAAUAUCAAACUGGUUAGUUUGAGGUCAAUAAGCAUAAUACUUUAAAAAGUAGCUGUAUCAUUUUUAACUUAGCGGAGAUACAUUUUAUACAUAUUUUAAGGUAAAAACUAAUUUAAGGAUAGU
Cydia amplana is the source of this 1329-nucleotide messenger RNA. RefSeq names its product collagen alpha-1(III) chain-like. The coding region runs from base 80 to 1198 and encodes 372 amino acids. The transcript is spliced from 9 exons. The record is from RefSeq and is a predicted model, not a curated record. Lineage: Eukaryota; Metazoa; Arthropoda; Insecta; Lepidoptera; Tortricidae.